AUGGGUGAUCCAACGGAUAUUCCAGGAAUGACCGUUAAGUGGGCCGCAGUGAAAACUGUUGAUAUCAAUGAUACAGUUGACGAGGAUUUCAUACGAACAAUAAAAAGCUGGUCAUAUACUAGAAUACCCGUUAUCGGAAAACGUGAGAGGAAAGUCAACAGACCAGAUCAUUGGGAGGGAACUAAAAUCUUCGGGUUUUUACAUGUCAAGUAUCUUAUUGGUAUGGAUAUCAGAGCGAGCGAUGAUGGCGGUCAUACUCGAUUGCUUGUCAAAGAUCUACCUCUGAAUCCGCUACCCAUUGUGAAUGAAGACAUGUCUAUAUAUGAGCUUUUGAAUAUGUUUCAGUUAGGGAUAUCAAGGAUGGCUAUCGUCGUUGCCCACCCUUCGAAUGACCACAUCGACAACACCUAUUCUUCUCCAAACACUUCCUUCUCUUGCCUCAAAAUACCGCUUUGGAUGCCCUCUAAAUCCUCAAAAGUUCGAGUAAAGCUGCGUUCAGGGCGUUCAGGGGUUAACGGUGAUUGGACUGUCGAUUAUCUUAAAGCUGCAAAAGCGAAUGCUGGAGGACCCAAACGGCGGGCUUUUGGUAUUCGGUCUCCGCAGCCUAUUGGCAUUGUUACCUUCGGGGACCUCAUUGAUACCCUGCUCCAGAAAACAACUCGCAAUGAAAGUGGCUUCUUCGACCGCAACACAACCGUUCCAGCCAAGAGCAACAAAAUCAUUGACUAUGUCAUGGAGCGGAGCAGGGAAACAAUCGAAGAUGGAGGGAGGGAAGUUGCAGCAUCUGAGCGAACCAACAUUAAGGAGAGUACGACACGGUCAGAUACAGGCCAGGCAUCCAGCCAGGAUUUGACGCAGAAGGGGACAAUGCGUAGGCGCAACAUAUCCAAGAAGGUCAAAUCACCUGCUCUAGACGGAGUUACUGAUGAUAGCUCUGAUGGGAUACGUGCUGACUGCGUGGACCAACACCCUUUGCAGAGUGCCUACGGAGAAAGUUCCUAUACACAAAACAGUGAAGGCGGCUUCCAUGGUAACAAUGAUUACAGCCGCUCUUUUGACAAUGCGGUGGUACCAGCGUACGAUGGUAACCUGGAUAUUGCUGAUACUUCCCCGUCGAAUGAUGCUCAAAUCACGGAUUCAAUCGCCAAAGCUAGAACGUCAAGCUUGCCCUGCCAUAAAAGUAAUAGCAGGGCCUUGUCUGAAUCAUCGAAGUAUCCACGAAGACACUUUAGCGCUGCCCCGAGAGUGCCUCCACUUCGCCGUGUUACUCCGUUCUCAAAGCAUAGUUAUUCGAGCUAUGAGAGAAUCGCCUCUGUGGAAAUCGAGAGACAGGGCUUGCUGCUACAGCCCGCAGAUUUGGAAGAGGAUGAUGUUUCUGAAGCCAGUGACAAUGAAUCUUUGUGUGAUCAUCAAGUUCGAGAAGAUAGUGGAGAGGCGAACGUCGGUGAAGAUUAUAAUGAGGAGAUUUAUAACGCUCCUCUGGCUAUUUCAGCUGCUAGCGGCAAUGAUAUCGUUCCGUCUCCAACGCGGUCCAACCAGGCCAGCUCUCGGAAAUGCAGCUCUGUGGGAGAAUAUGAUGGAUUUCCUUCGGAGUUGCUUGACCCCAGUUACAACCAAGAAAAUCGGCUUCCUAACUACGCGCCGAAGACACUUCCGCGCAUAGAAGGUAGCAAAAGUAUCGCGAUCACACUUCGCGAUACGCCUGACAGUGACCUAGAUAACUCUAGCGAAAAAGUAUUGUUGCAGUCCACCCGCAAGGUACCCAAUAUUAACACGAAUUUCGAAGCUGGCAGGAGCUCAAGUUUAUGGUAUUAA
Molecule: messenger RNA, 1815 nt
Organism: Venustampulla echinocandica
Lineage: Eukaryota; Fungi; Ascomycota; Leotiomycetes; Helotiales; Pleuroascaceae
Exons: 3
Coding region: 1-1815 (604 amino acids)
Biological process (GO): magnesium ion homeostasis
Cellular component (GO): intracellular membrane-bounded organelle
Source: RefSeq, a predicted model, not a curated record